AUGAGCAUAUUGCCUCCCGUACCAGUACAAAGCCCCCAAGAGCAUCCAGAUAUGGAAGAGAUUAGAUGCCCUUCACCAGUCCUCGCAAGGAUGCAUUUGAUCAAAGGCAAAGAUGCCAUAGAUCGUUAUUUGGCCAUGCAUAUCAAAGGAUUGUCAAAACAAGAGGCUGCUGCUUACCGGAAUUCGUACAAGAAGAACAUCUGCAUAGACAUGCUACGGCAGGGUUAUCACAAGUCCUUCGCUGAGCUCUUUACUCUGAUCGAGAAGUGGAAUGCCUUGAGGGAGGCUUCAGGGCCUGGGUCAGCCAUAUGGCUGCAGAAGUCCCUAGAGGAGCAGCCUGAUAAACUGGAUCAGCUUCACCACUUCCUGACCAGGGCUGAGGCAGCCCAGCGAUCAGAAUACUAUGAAGAGAUGUAUUUGAAUCAACUGAGUUUGGCCUAUUGCUUCAACAAAUCUGAAGACAGAUGGUUAAGGAAUUACUUCUACGAACAGUGCUACAAAACUGCUCAACUAAUUAAAAUUGAUGGUGGGAGGAAAGAAGCUGAUGCACAUUCAAAUAUGGGCCUAGUUUACGAGGAGCAGGGUCAGUUCCUGAAAGCUGCAGAACAUUAUGAAGCAUUCUAUCACUUGACAGUGGGGCGCAUAUGGAAAGAUGAGACAGGCCGGACUCUUAAUACACUAGCCUGUGAACAUCUCUGGAGGAUUUACACAUUACUAGCAGACAAAAUGCUACAAAAUAAAGAACACCAACAGGCCAUCAAAACUCUAAUAAAAGCCUUUGAAAUGGCAAAAGAAGCUGGCAACAGGAAUAUGGAGGCAGAUGCGGCCUUCUGUUUGGGUCUGGCGUAUCAUUCAGCUGGAGAAGAAGAUACAGCAAUAUUGAAGCUAAAUGCUUACCUGGAAUUAUCUAAAAUACUGGGAGACUAUGUUGGUAUAGGCAGAGCAUAUCAAGCUUUAGCCCAAGUCCUGGUAAGUCUAGGGGAAAUAGAUGAAGCUAUUACAUACUUGGAGAAGUUUAUGAAUAUUGCCAAGAACAUUCAGCUGACACAUAGCUUAGUGGAUGCAUGUACAUUCCUUGGAAACAUUUACAAUGAAAGAGGGAACUACUCCAAAGCCUGUGAAUAUUUUGAUCAAGCCUUUUGUGCUGCAAAUGUUCUUGGUGAUGUGCCUUUAGUGAAUGAAACAAAGGUAUAUUGUGGCAUUGGGAAAGCUCAUAACAUGAUGGUGAAAGUUAACAGUCAUACAGAAGCGGCAGAUCACGUCGGCAUCGAAUACCUGCUGGCUUGGAAGGGGAAUAGAAGUGACAUGUGCAAUGACCCUUUUACAGUUGCCAUGGAAAAUUAUGAGUUGCCUAACAAUUUGAGGCUUUAUAUCAGCUGGGGAGCCAUUAAGGGAUAUAAGUGUAGGGUUUAUGAUCACUAUACAAGUGUAUCAUUAGUACAUUUCUGUAAUCGUUUGCUGCCCUUGAACUUGUUGAUAUUGCAUACUAAAAUGAGGAAAUCAAACUUAUUCUUUGAUCGUCAAGAAGACUGUAAUAAGUUCAACCCCACGGACACAGCUGCCAAGUGA
Messenger RNA from Gekko japonicus, 1569 nucleotides. RefSeq names its product tetratricopeptide repeat domain 29 (gene TTC29). The transcript has 11 exons. The coding region runs from base 1 to 1569 and encodes 522 amino acids. Gene Ontology annotation, molecular function: protein binding. NCBI's taxonomy places the organism in Eukaryota, Metazoa, Chordata, Lepidosauria, Squamata, Gekkonidae. The record is from RefSeq and is a predicted model, not a curated record.